CCACCCACUGUAAUAGCCACCUGUUUCCAUACUAGUCAUUUUGUGUUUUGAUUAGCAAUAUAGACACUCAUAAGAAAAUAUGCAUCUAUAUCUAUUAAAUUAAUGACCAUGUGAAAUACUGUCUAAAUCCAGCAAAGUUUCAUAUGUGUGUUUCUUUUUAGGAUGUUUUCUUUCAACCAAGCUGCUCAUUUUCUUUGUUUGUUUUCCACAGUUUCCUGUGGAUGUCUGACUCAAUUAUACAAAAACACUUUCUUCAGAGGUGGGGAUGUGACUGCCUUGUACAGCCCAGACGCUCACCACUGUCAGAUGAUGUGCACAUUCCACCCCAAGUGUUUGCUCUUCAGCUUUCUCCCUUCCAGCUCGACCAAGGAUCCAGAGAAAAGGUUUGGAUGCUUCAUGAAAGACAGUGUGACAGGAACCCUGCCAAGAAUUCAUCGGACAAAUGCAGUCUCUGGAUAUUCCUUAAAACAAUGUGGAUAUCAAAUAAGUGCUUGCCACCGGGACAUUUAUGAAAAGAUUGAUAUGAGAGGGUCCAAUUUUAAUGUAUCUAAAGUUAUAAGUGCUGAAGAAUGCCAAAAACUGUGCACCAAUAAUAUUCACUGCCAUUUUUUUACCUAUGCCACAGAAACAUUUCCCAGCGCAAAGUAUCGGAACAACUGUAUGUUAAAGCACAGUCCAAGUGGUGGGCCUAUGAGUAUAAAGGUGCUGGGCGAUGUGGUGUCUGGAUUCUCCCUGAAGCUCUGUGCACUAUCGGAAAUUGGUUGCAACAUGGACAUGUUCCAGCAUCGAGCCUUUUCAGACGUGGAUGUGGCCAGAGUGCUCACCCCAGAUGCUUUUGUGUGUCGAACUAUCUGCACUUAUCACCCCAACUGCCUCUUCUUCACAUUCUAUACGGAUGCAUGGAGCGUGGAGUCACAAAGACAUGCAUGUUACCUUAAGACUUCUGAAAGUGGAGCCCCAAGUCCCUCUAUUCAAGAAAAUACUAUAUCUGGCCACAGCCUGGCCACCUGCAGGAAGACAUUGCCCGAACCCUGCCAUUCCAAAAUCUACCCUGGGGUCAAUUUUGGAGGAGAGGAGUUGAAUGUGACUUUUGAGGAAGAGGUGACUGCUUGCCAGGACACUUGCACAAAGAUGAUUCGCUGUCAGUUUUUCACUUUCUCCUCCCUCCCUGAAGACUGCAAGGGAGAGAAGUGUAAGUGUUCCCUAAAGUUAUCACUGAAUGGCUCCCCAAUGAGGAUCUCAUCUGGGACACACUGGAGCUCUGGCUAUUCCCUGAGACUGUGCAAAACAGGGGAUGGUUCUGUCUGCACAACAAAAACCAAUGCACGCAUUGUGGGGGGAACAAACUCUUCUUUGGGAGAGUGGCCCUGGCAGGUGAGCCUGCAAGUCAAGCUGACGUCUCGGAACCAUGUGUGUGGUGGGUCCAUCAUUGCAAACCAGUGGAUCCUGACUGCUGCCCAUUGCUUUGAUUCGAUUCCUUACACGGAUGUUUGGCACAUUUACAGUGGUCUUAUAAAUCUGUCUGAAAUUACAAAAGAAACUCCUUUCUCACAAAUAAAAGAGCUUAUUAUUCACGAGAACUAUAAAGUCUCAGAAGGUGGUCAUGAUAUUGCCUUAAUAAAACUUCAGGCUCCUUUGAAUAAUACUGAAUUCCAAAAGCCAAUAUGUUUGCCUUCCAAAGUGGAUACAAAUACAAUUUAUGCCCACUGCUGGGUAACAGGAUGGGGCUACACUAAGGAAAAAGAUGAAAUCCAAAAUACUCUACAAAAGGCAAGUAUUCCUUUGGUAACAAAUGAAGAAUGCCAGAAAAGAUAUAGAGAUUAUAUCAUCACCAAACAGAUGGUCUGUGCUGGCUACAAAGAAGGGGGGAAAGAUGCUUGCAAGGGAGAUUCCGGUGGCCCUUUAGUUUGUAAGCACAAUGGAGUGUGGCAGUUGGUGGGCAUCACCAGUUGGGGUGAGGGCUGUGCCCGUAAGGAACAACCAGGUGUCUACACCAAAGUUGCUGAGUACGUGGACUGGAUUUUGGAGAAGACCCAGAAUGGCGAUGGAGACAAUUCAAUGACAUCACCUGCAUGAAGAACCAAGGAAGAGCUCAGGGUGCAGUUCUUACUUCAUAGCAAGGAUUCAAGCCCAACUCUGAAUCUGGAAGUCCUUGUCUGCAAGUGCACAGUGGCAUCUACCUCACAUUGUCACUGAUGAAAAGAACACAAUGAAUACACAACUGCUGGGGACGCUAGCUUAGGACACUAUCUUGCCAAAAUAUGCUUUGAACAUUUAGUAACAGAAAUGCUUAUUGGUAGAUGACUGAAGAGCUUCAUGGUUGUUUUUUUUGUUUGUUUGUUGUUUUUGAAAUAAAAUUCCCAAUGAGUAUAAGUAGAUAAAAUCCACUUGUAGCUGCAAAACAGAACUGAAAAUAAAUCACUUGAGGUUGUCCCACAGUGGCUGGGAUCUUCGCCUCUUCUUGCUCCCCCUGGAAUUCUGUACCUCUCAAAGGCCAUGUCUCUGAGCCUCAGACUUAAUGAAUUAUUUUGGAUUAUUCCUCUAAAUUUCUGCCACACUGUCGGUGAAGUGUGGGGAAGCUUGAGUUUCAUUCUACUCAGGAGAAAGAGAUCUGUGUCACAUUUCACUUUGCAAUAAAAAGAGGAGUUAUUUGUAUGUGGGAAAACAAGACACUAUUCUACGUCAGUCUCUUCUUCCCUUUUUGAGCAUGGCAUCUCUACUUGGUCCAGGUUAGAUAUGCAGUUAAGGCUUACAGAACUGUAUUUUCCUGGUUGUAGUUUUAGAAAGAGCCUGCAUGGAGGUAAACAUUUUGCUUUGAAAUGAACAUCAACCCUGGAGUAUAGUGGAAACUGAGUUCUGCAACCUCAUUCAAAAAGUAUUAUCAGGUAUAAAGUUUUGCAGAAAAUGAAGACUUGUACAUUCACAGUGGUAUUGAAUAACUUGGGAAUAGAUUACAUAAUCCUUAAGUAACACACAUUCCAAAGCUGUCAGGUUUAUUACUAUAGAUAAUUGUUGAUAGCUUGAUUCAGUUCAGUCACAUGGAUUGGCACUGACUCAGAAUAGGAUAUUUUGAAAAUAUCCUGAAAGGAGGAAAACAGAAAUGUGAAGUUUUAUACAAAAGAUUCAAUUUUUUCUUCCAUAUUCAAAGGCAUGGGGAAUGGUAGAUAGGACUGAAGAUGGAGUAGCUGAAGAAAUCCAGGAGUUCCUGGUUAUGCACAGACUAUGUGGUAAAAAACAAGAGUUAAGAAUUUGCCCCACAAGCAAAUAAAUG
This is a messenger RNA of Perognathus longimembris pacificus (Pacific pocket mouse), 3271 nucleotides long. RefSeq names its product kallikrein B1 (gene Klkb1). The record is from RefSeq and is a predicted model, not a curated record. The transcript has 14 exons. Bases 163 to 2076 code for a protein of 637 amino acids. Gene Ontology annotation, cellular component: extracellular region. Gene Ontology annotation, molecular function: protein binding; serine-type endopeptidase activity. Gene Ontology annotation, biological process: proteolysis. Lineage: Eukaryota; Metazoa; Chordata; Mammalia; Rodentia; Heteromyidae.